This is a messenger RNA of Laccaria bicolor S238N-H82, 912 nucleotides long. RefSeq lists its product as uncharacterized. The transcript has 9 exons. Lineage: Eukaryota; Fungi; Basidiomycota; Agaricomycetes; Agaricales; Hydnangiaceae. The coding region runs from base 1 to 912 and encodes 303 amino acids. The record is from RefSeq and is a predicted model, not a curated record.
AUGGUGGCACAGGUCUCCCCAUCAGCCCCGAUGGCAUUCCAAAACCUCUUCUACCACGCAGGUCGAAAAUGCCUCGUCCUGGAUCUCGACGAGACCCUCAUGCAUAGCAGUUUCAAGGCAAUACAACAAGCAGAUUAUGUCGUACCCAUCGAAACCGAGUACCAACGUUUGGGUUAUCAAACGCCCAGGUGUUCACCCUCUCCCGCCUACCCCUGCCUCGUCGUGAAAGUCUUCCACCGAAAUCCGCCUCUCCCCCGAGCCGACGUAUCGUCAUCGUUCACUUUGAAAUUCAUUCAAUUCGAUCACGCAACUGCAUCUUACUUUGCUGCGUUGCUCAUGGCAGCCUGUUCUUACCAAGUAGUUGCCGGGCAAUAUUACCGCUUGAAGUGCGUCAUACAGAAUCAACCACGUCAGUGUUCUGCCAACACUCCAAAUUCAAUGGCAGGCGGAGCGAAUCCGACCAUCAUGUAUAACGUUGCUCGCAUUCAAACUGCUACCCACCUCACGACGACUGCCAAAGCGAUGGAGGAGAUCACUGCUUCGGCUAGAGACCUACGUCGUGUUCUGAUAAGCGACGCGGAUAUCUCAGCUGCUGUCAGCACAGCCGGGGAUGGGUUGAAGACUGCCACUGAAGGCCUGAUGCUCUCGGUGCUGGCGAAGCAGCAAAUGACGCUGACGAAUCAACCUCACAAAUGGGUUGAUGACUGCAAAGGCGGUCCCUGCUUCGAUGCAAACGCAGAACCCCACCAUCUUGCUCUACUACAUCACGUCCCAACCCCGACAACGGGGGAGAACCUGAUCAAGGACGAGAAGGGUUUCGCGCAAUCUUUGAACCUUGAUAUUCAUCUCAUUCUAUUUGGAUCUAGAACCAAGAGAGGCACUUCUGGUGCAGGAAGGGUUGCACCGUUGUAG